Messenger RNA from Uranotaenia lowii, 1771 nucleotides. Its product is annotated as WW domain-binding protein 11-like. Gene Ontology annotation, cellular component: spliceosomal complex. The transcript is spliced from 2 exons. Lineage: Eukaryota; Metazoa; Arthropoda; Insecta; Diptera; Culicidae. Gene Ontology annotation, biological process: mRNA cis splicing, via spliceosome. The record is from RefSeq and is a predicted model, not a curated record. The coding region runs from base 119 to 1687 and encodes 522 amino acids.
GUUGACGAUUUGUAGGGGACCGUACUGCGGGCUCCGUUUUUACGGAGAAUUUUGCGAAAAUUACUGAAUUUAUUGUACAAUUUCAUUCAGAAUAUUUUAAACCGGAAACAGCAACAUCAUGGGACGACGCUCGAUCAACACCACCAAGAGUGGUAAGUAUAUGAACCCGACGGAUCAGGCCCGGAAGGAAGCUCGCAAGAAGGAGCUGAAGAAAAACAAAAAACAACGGCAGAUGGUCCGGGCGGCCGUCCUCAAGGGUAAAGAUCCGGCUCAGAUAAUCGAAGAAAUGGAGAAGAUCGACGAGAUGGAAUACAACGUCUAUCAGCCUUCUCCGCUGAACGAAAAGGUUCUUAAAGAAAAAAGGAAGAAACUUAAGGAAACGCUGGAUCGUGUCAUGCGAAUGUACCAGGCCGAUGAUCCGGAUUUGUGGGGCGAGCUGAAGCGUAAGGAAGUCGAUUACGAAAAACGUCGUAAUAAGCGGAUCCAGUAUUACGAGAGCGUGCGCCAUGCCGAACAGGUCCAGGUGGACGAUAUCCCACUGCCUUCGGCCAACGAAACUCCAACGCCGCUGUCUAUACCGAGAAUACCCAUUCCGCCAACCAUCCAGGCAGUUGUUCCACCGAUAAAACCGAUGCCACCGCCUGUAUUGAAGAAACCGGUGGAAAAUCCAGUCGAACCACAGGAAAUUGUCGACGAUGAUGACGAUAUUCCCGGUUGCCCGCCGGGUCCUCCGCCUGAUAUAUUCUGCAUGCCAGAGCUUGAUUUUGAUUUGGAGGAAUUCCGAAGCGAGACUCAAAAGAGCGUUAAAUUCUUCGAUGAUGCCGAUUCGCGUGACAAUUCCGAGGAUUCGGAUGAAGAAAAACCUAAACAGCCCAGCUCUGUCCAGCAGAAGAUGUUGGCCAUUUCUGGCCAGAACUUGGAUGAAUUCAUGAAAGAAAUGGAAACGGUUCAGAAGAAAAAAGACGUGCCAGAAAUCGCAAAUAUUCCGAUGCCGUCUAAGCCGACAGUUAUCUUGCCAAAUCCGGCACCUCAUCCUUCGGAUACAACCGUUAAAUUUGUGCCAAUGCCCACGCUACCCAUGCCUGGACCGGCACCCAUUCAACCCGCCCUUAUGAUAAGACCACCUCCUCUGCGCCCUGGAAUUCCCGGAAUGCCAGGCUUGCGAAUGCCUCCUAGACCUCCUCCAGGAAUUCCCCCACGAUUGGGCGGCAUUCGAAUGCCUCCGGGACCCCCAGCCGGUCCACCUCCCAAACAUAUUCAGCAGCAGCACAUGAGAAAUAUGAUGCAACAACAGCAGAAAGAUCCCAAAAGUGCAACCAUUUCGGCCAAACCGCAAAUCCGAAAUCUCAGCGCCGAUGUCACCCGCUUUGUGCCGAGUGCUCUCAGAUCCAAGAAAGACGAUAACACAAAACGAUCGCAACAGGGACACUCGGGACAGCACCAUCAACAGCAUCAGCAACAGUACCAGCAGCAUCCUCACCAUCAUCAACAACUUCAGCAGCAUCAUCAUCAUCACUAUGCACCUCAACACCACCACCAGCAGGCUCAGCAUGGUCACCUCCACUCGCAGCAAACUGGAAGGCACGGGGGAGCAGCAGGAGCCGGCGGCCAACAAUCGGAACCCAGCAAACCGACCAAAGACGACGCCUACAUGCAGUUUAUGCGGGAAAUGGAAGGAUUACUGUAGGACCCAGAAUGUGCUAGUUCUAUAGUAUACUAUUUCGAAUUCGAUUCUAAGUUGGAACGUCAAAAUAGAAUGCUUUCCAAAGUU